AUGGUCCAGACUUUAGAUGUCAGAAUUGCCAUUUUGGUUUUGACAGCUUGGUUGACUCGUUUCGCAUUUCAGAGCCUAACAAACUGGAUUCGUCGCGUGUUUCGCACUACCGACCAAUUCGCCCAGUACUUCCAUCGUGACCUCGAUGGCGAGAGUAAAUUUGGUGAAUUGCAGGCCACCUUGAGAUGGAAGCAACGCCUUAUUAUUGCCAUCUUAACCACCAGUGCAGGUGCCGUAUCUUUAUCACGAGCGGUCAUCGUUUCGACAAGAGAGGAAUGGCUGCACUGUGGCAUCUCGCUUCUCUUACUUCCUGGAUGUAUUGUAUUGCUGGUGGAGCCACUCUGUACCUUACGCUACUCUCUGGCCUUCCAAUUGAGCAUUGGUUGCGUUUUGGGCUUGAUUUCCCUCGCAUUCGAGAUCUAUCUAUCAUAUCCAUCAUAUCCCUCGCAUUUGGACAGAACUCAAAGAAGUCUGUUGGGUGCAGAAUUUGGAUGUCAUUUAGCCACAGCGGUCCUUUGCUUGCUGCUCCCUCGCCGCCCCGAUGUGUACCACAAUGAAAUGAUGGUUGACCGCGAACUCUCCACCUCGAUUCUUAGUCGUGUUACAUUCAGUUGGGCAAGCAAGGUUCUACGCCUCACCCAUCAGGGGGACGAGCUCGAACCAUCUAGUCUUCCAGAGCUGGACCAUGACACCAGAGCACGCAGCCUCCAAGAAUCGUUUGCGGAGGCCAAAGGGGCAAUGGAAAUGACGACCAAAAGCUUAGCCGGCUGUACAACUCCUGCGCCGAUGUGGAAGGUUUUGGUGCGCUCUCAUCGUGCACAUCUUGUGUGGGCAGCAAUUCUUUGUUUCUUUCUGGCGCUGCUUUCUUUCACGCCGCACAUGGUGCUAUUGAAUAUCCUCCAAGCCUUGGAAUCUGACUCUCGCCAAACAGAAGGUCCUUUGCAGUUAGGGGCAUGGGAAUUCUUAUUAGGCUUGGCAAUUGUUUGCUCCUCUGGACUUGAGCAGUGGGUAAAUUGGAUUGCAUUCAACAAGGUCUCAAUACGAAUAAUUGAGCAGAUAUCCAUCAUGGCUUUCCACAAGGCAAUGCGCUUAACGGGGUCCAAGAGUCCUAAGACAAGCGAAAAUGAUACCGACGAUGACAAGGACUCCAGUGCUCAGAAUACGAUCAAUUUGGUUGCGGUUGAUGGCCAACGAAUCGCCCGGUUUGCGACCUACUCUUAUCAAUUGGUGCUUGCUCCCUUGAAGGUGAUCAUUGCCUCGGUCAUGUUGACAAACCUUCUUGGCUGGCAAAGCUUAGCGGCGGGCCUUGCAUGUAUCACUGUUAUAAUGCCAAUGGUCAUGCUUUGCAGUCGAAGAUACGGACUCUCGAGUAGAGACUUGAUGGCGUCGCGAGACAAGAAGAUGACCAUCCUCACCGAGGUACUCCACGGGAUCCGUCAGAUCAAAUUCUCUGGACUGGAAGGCAAGUGGGCAAAUAGAAUAAUUACCGCGAGAAAGGAAGAGCUUUCAGCUCAGCGCCGAAUUUUUGGCUGGAAUGCUGGCAUCAUGUCCUUCUAUCUACUUGGUCCGAUCGCGUUAUCUGUCGCUUCAUUAGGCGUCUACGCCGCAUUACACAAGGGGCUGACGGCUUCGGUCGCUUUCACUGCAACAUCGAUUAUGGCGUCAAUUACUAUAUCGCUGGGCGUAAUUCCUGAUCUACUCUCGAACAUGUUGGACGCUUUGAUUAGCACACGCCGCCUGGAUGACUAUUUUCGUGCACCUGAAAAGAUGCAAAAUCUUACCCCAUCCAACAAUAUUGGCUUCAGUAAUGCCACAAUUGCCUGGCCAAGGGCCUUGGAAUCUACUACAACUCUCUGGGCCCUGAAGGGUCUCGAUUUAGAGCUUCCACGUGGCAAAUUGAGUUUGAUUUCUGGACGGACAGGAUCAGGCAAAAGCCUUUUACUGGCCGCUAUCCUAGGUGAAUGUGAUAUCAUUACAGGCCAGGUAAAGGCUCCUAUUCAGCCAGAUCCCGAGAGUGUCUGGAGCUCAUACACAGCCAAUGGAGACUGGAUCUUAGAGUCUGCCACGGCGUACGUGGCUCAGAUGCCGUGGAUUGAAGCGGGAAAUAUCAAGCAGAACAUUCUUUUUGGACUUCCUUUCCAUGAAAAGCGAUAUAAGGAUGUGAUAUAUGCAUGUGCUUUAAAAAAGGACUUGCAGACUUUCCCCGAUGGCGAGCGAACCGAAGUCGGCCCCGACGGGGUCAACCUUAGUGGUGGACAAAAAGCCCGUGUUUCUCUUGCGAGGGCAUUGUAUUCUCGCGCGGGAAUUUUGUUGCUGGAUGAUAUUUUUAGCGCGGUUGAUGUCCAUACUGCGCAGCAUUUGUACAAGUACGCACUGACCGGGCCCUUGGCUGCCGGUCGAACUAGAAUUCUUACCACGCAUCAUGUCGGUAUCUGCUUGCCCCAGACUGAGUAUAUUGUCUACCUGGAAAAUGGUACGGUUGGCUUCACCGGUCUGGCCGCUCAACUACAUGAAAGCGGAUUGCUGAAUGACAUGUUAAAUUCUUCAAAGGCGCAUGAGAAGCCCAGUGGGAACGAAGAUGUGCUGUUGGAAGAUGUACCUUCGUGGCCCCUCGAGCAACAUGAUGAGCCCGAUCGACCCGUGACUGCACAGAGCGUCCCAGAAUUUGGCCAGGCAGCGCGAAUCUUCUUGAGAAAGGAGCGAGGCAGGACGAGUAAGUCCACUUCGCAGCUUUUUAUGCAAUAUGCAGGAGCAAGCGGCAAAUGGUGGUUAUGGGCCCUGGUGGUCAUUGGUAGUGCGGCGUAUAUGUCACUCAUCCUUGGAAAUAGCUGGUGGCUACGUACCUGGAGCAAUCAUGAUACCGAGACCGCCAUCAAAGCACCAAGCAUGGUAGGGAGUGAUUUGAAGUUCUAUUUGGGUAUCUACAUCGCUUUCGCCGUCUGCCAAUGGCUCGUAGGCUCGUUAGAAAACGUCCUCGUCUUCCUUCCCGCGCUCAGUGCAUCGGAACGUCUCUUCCAAACGUCUCUACGCGGCGUACUCAGCGCACCUCUCCAGUGGCUGGACACAGUCCCUAUGGGUCAGAUUCUGAAUCGCUUCUCAGCUGAUUUCAGCGUGGUCGACUCUCGAAUCUGUCUUGAUCUAGUCUUCAUACUGGCCGCCGGCUUGGAAUGCGGCAGUGUGAUUCUCGCGGGAGUCCUUGUCAACCCUCUGCUGAUUAUUGCAAUCAUUCCUCUGGUGGCGGCGUGUCUCUAUUUUACCCGCAAAUAUCUUGUUGCGGCGCGGGAGGUAAAGCGCAUGGAAAACAUCGCUCGCAGCCCCAUAUAUGAGAAAUUCAACACUUCGCUCAGCGGGCUCUGGACGAUCCGCGCGUAUGGAAAGCCGGACAUUUAUAUUGAGCAAAUGCAACAGCUUGUGGAUGGUCACGCUCGGGCAUACUGGCACCAGUGGCUGUUAACACGUUGGCUAGGAAUGAGAAUGAAUAUUAUUGGGGCAAUCUUCACCACAUGUGUUGCCGUUAUGGUUACGACUCGAAAUGGAGCAGAUGCAGCCGCGGCUGGAUUUGCGAUUGGGUUUACAAUCCAGCUAAAUGGCGCCAUGACUCAAUUAGUUCAGGUCUAUACUGGGUUAGAACUGGAUUUGAAUGCUGUCGACCGCGUAGCAGAAUACUCUGACGUGGAGCCGGAACUGUACGACGGAAUUGAUCCCCCCGCCGCGUGGCCAACAGACGGCCAGUUGGAGAUAACCGAUCUGGCCGUGAGGUACGCAUCUGACUUGCCGCCAGUGCUCAAUGGUCUUAACAUAUCCAUUGAAGGGAGCCAACGCGUCGGCAUCGUUGGCCGGACCGGGGCAGGCAAGUCGUCGCUGGCUCUGGCUCUCUUUCGAUUCUUAGAAGCCAGCCAGGGCCGCAUUCUCAUUGAUGGAAUCGACAUUUCCAAGGUUAAAUUGCCUCAUUUGCGUAGCAGGUUAGCCAUAAUUCCACAGAAUCCCGUCUUAUUCUCAGGAACUGUUCGAUCCAAUCUUGAUCCAUUCCAGGAGCACGAUGACAGUGAACUUCUCUCUGCCCUAACAGAGGUGCAGUACACAGGAUCUACUAAAAACACGUCAUCAGAACUCGAAACUCCCGUUUCCGAAGGAGGGUUGAAUCUGUCCCAAGGCCAGCGUCAGCUUCUUUGUCUCGCCCGUGCGGUUGUUUCCAAUCCAAAAAUUUUAAUGCUGGACGAGGCCACAUCUGCGGUCGAUCAUGCUACGGAUGAGCAGAUCCAGCAGGCAUUGCGGGCUAGAUUUGGACGUGGUUCUUCAACCCUCCUGGUUAUUGCCCACCGCCUGAGCACGAUUGCUGACUUUGAUCAAAUCUUGGUCUUGGAUCGUGGAACGGUAGUGGAAUUCGGGCACCCGCGAGACUUGAUAAAGAUUGAGAAUGGUGUCUUCCGGGCAAUGGUCGAGGACGAUGCAGAUAAAGAUCAGUUGAUCCGGGCCAUUUCAGGAUAA
Penicillium angulare is the source of this 4488-nucleotide messenger RNA. RefSeq lists its product as uncharacterized. The record is from RefSeq and is a predicted model, not a curated record. Gene Ontology annotation, biological process: transmembrane transport. NCBI's taxonomy places the organism in Eukaryota, Fungi, Ascomycota, Eurotiomycetes, Eurotiales, Aspergillaceae. The transcript is spliced from 3 exons. Gene Ontology annotation, molecular function: ATP hydrolysis activity; ATP binding; ABC-type transporter activity. Gene Ontology annotation, cellular component: membrane. Bases 1 to 4488 code for a protein of 1495 amino acids.